This is a messenger RNA of Drosophila rhopaloa, 2990 nucleotides long. It is a transcript of the gene AIF, whose product is annotated as putative apoptosis-inducing factor 1, mitochondrial. The record is from RefSeq and is a predicted model, not a curated record. Bases 290 to 2506 code for a protein of 738 amino acids. The transcript has 7 exons. Gene Ontology annotation, molecular function: protein dimerization activity; FAD binding; NAD(P)H oxidase H2O2-forming activity. Gene Ontology annotation, biological process: apoptotic process; mitochondrial respiratory chain complex assembly. Gene Ontology annotation, cellular component: cytoplasm; mitochondrion. Lineage: Eukaryota; Metazoa; Arthropoda; Insecta; Diptera; Drosophilidae.
CGGUGACGGUCACACUGAGACAGAGACGGAAAAAACAACAAUACAAAACAGGCGAGGGAAUGAAAAAUAAAAGGAGGCGGACAACCGAUAAAACCAAAAAGCAAGGAGGGAUUAAGGAGUCAAGAUCAAUUAAACCCCGCCGGACAUCACACGGAGAAAUUUGUCAUAGAAAUUGGUUUUUUUUGUAAACAAAACACAAACUCGCACACACCACACACGUUUCUUUUGCCGCACAACGUUGUUACACAAUUGUAGAGUGUCAAUUGUUCCGGAAUCAGUGUAAAUCGCGAUGAGUAUUUGGGGUGUCCGAUGUCUGACGCAGAAGUUCAUCCGGCAGGCUUAUAUCCUGGCCAACAGGAGGAUUCUAAGUCCAGUGCCGCAGCGAUCCCCACCGGCAUACGCCAUUCGCCGACCAGCGCACAGCAGCCUCUAUCAAAUGGUAAAGAAACGCACCCUCGAGGCGCGCACUAAAUUGCAAGCCAACAAAUAUCCGAAUCAUCAAGCCUGCGUCGUCAAGACCUCGAACAUGCCCCCCAGUGAAGAGUGCGAGGCGGUUGUGGAGGCCACCGGCGUUUCUGGAUUUGCCAAUGCCCAGUUUCAAGCCCCCUCUCAGUCAGAGCCACUCUUCAAAGUGGGCUUUGCUGAGAGUAAGACAGUCCUCAGCGCCAAGGAUGUGCUUAAGUCAGACAGUGCGAAACUCAGCACCAGCCAGCCAGUCUUAGAUUCCUGCAAGCCCACGAAUGCCUGUGAGGAGUUUCAACGCAAACGUAAGGAGACCAAAUGCCAACCCUGCAAUGAAGAUGGAACGGCUCCAGGCAGCGGUAGUGGUGGCGACGAGGAGUGCGAGUGCCGAAUGAAGGACCUUCGGCUCAAGUGCCUGCUUGGUGCCUUGGCUGCCUUGCUUGCCGGAGGAUUGAUCGCUUGGUUCAUGACGCGAGAAACGGAUGAUAGUGAAGCCAAGAAAGCCCAAGAGGAGGAGGAAGAACGGAAACGUAGAUUGAUAGCUGGACUAGCUACGAGUCCGCCCAGUUCUGAGGACCUUCCCAAGCAUGUACCGUACCUUAUUGUUGGUGGUGGAACCGCCGCCUUCUCUGCGUUCCGAGCUAUCAAGUCCAACGAUGCGACCGCCAAGGUUUUGAUGAUCAGCAAUGAAUUCCGCAAGCCCUAUAUGCGCCCGCCGCUGUCCAAGGAACUGUGGUACACACCCAAUCCCAACGAGGAUCCCAUCAAGGAUUACCGGUUUAAGCAAUGGACGGGAUCCGAGAGGAGCUUGUUCUUCGAACCGGACGAGUUUUUCGUGGACCCCGAGGAUCUGGAUGACAGUGCGAACGGCGGAAUAUCCGUUGCCCAGGGAUUCGCUGUGAAGAAGGUGGACGCGCAAAAACGCAUUGUGACACUGAACGACGGCUACGAAAUUGGCUACAACGAAUGCCUGAUUGCCACGGGCUGUUCACCCAAAAAUCUGACAAUGCUCCGCGAUGCUCCGCCAAGCGUGCUCGAGAAAGUAAUGGUCUAUCGCACACCCGAUGACUUUGACCGCCUUCGAAGAUUGGCCGCUGAGAAGCGUUCUAUUACUAUUGUCGGCAAUGGCUUUAUCGGAAGUGAGUUGGCCUGCUCUUUGGCCCACUAUUCGAGGGAGAACAAUGGCGGCAAGGUGUACCAAGUGUUCCAGGAGAACGCCAACAUGUCGAAGGUCCUGCCAAACUAUCUGAGUCGUUGGACGACGGCCAAGAUGGAAGCCCAGGGCGUCUGCGUCAUCCCCAAUGCCAGCAUCCGAUCGGCGGUCAGGGAUGAAACCAAUCUGAAGCUGGAGUUGAACAAUGGCAUGACCCUGAUGUCCGACGUGGUAGUAGUCUGCGUUGGCUGCACACCGAACACAGAGCUUGCGGGCCCCAGCAGACUGGAGGUGGACAGGAGCCUCGGCGGUUUCGUGGUCAAUGCAGAACUUGAGGCCAGAAGGAAUUUAUAUGUGGCCGGCGACGCCUCCUGCUUCUUCGAUCCUCUGCUGGGCAGGCGGCGCGUUGAGCACCAUGAUCACUCGGUGGUCUCCGGCCGACUGGCUGGCGAGAACAUGACGGGAGCAAAGAAACCCUACCAGCAUCAAAGUAUGUUUUGGUCCGAUCUGGGUCCUGAGAUUGGGUACGAGGGCAUAGGGUUGGUGGACUCCUCGCUGCCGACCGUUGGAGUAUUCGCUCUGCCCUCGGAUGCCGCCAAUCGCGUAGACCAACUGCCCGAGUCCACUGAAGAUGAAAGCUCUCCGAGCACGAGUUCCAGCGAGUCGAGGAAAAGCGAUGCCGUCGAUAGCCCAGAUGGCGUUACCUGUGAUCCCGAUGAGGUGGCCAACUAUGGAAAGGGUGUGAUAUUCUAUCUGAAGAACGACAAAAUUGUCGGCAUCCUGCUGUGGAACCUCUUCAAUCGGAUAGGCUUAGCUAGGACAAUAAUCAAUCAGAAUAAGAAGUACGAUGACCUCAAUGAGGUGGCCAAACUGUUCGAGAUUCACGCGUAGAGAACCCAGUGUCCCGAGGGACCAAGGAAAAGAUAUAAUCAUUAUCCUGGAAAGCUAAUCAGCCCGCACCGAACACAAACGAUCAGAACCGAAUGCCUUUAACUGUGUUUACUGUGUACACAUGCAACUGCAACUAGAUACGAACGGCUAUGACGCAAUGCAACAGAAAUUUUAGUUUUAUUAUUUUUGGAAUAAACCUUUUUUUGUAGUCGACGACAUUGAUACGGUUAUGUAGCAGCAAUAUGCGUAUGCAUGUAAAUAUGUAAAAGUCGUGGAUAAGCGGAUAUCUGUUGAAUUGUGUGUAAUUUUCCUAAUAAAAGAUCUACCAAAAAAUUUGUUGACAAAAAUUUCCCGUAAGACACAACAUGUUUACAUUUGCAUUUUUACUGUUAAAACUCGCUAGAUCAUGAGGCAUUCAUUAUUUAAUUAGACUUAAGCGUUUUUGUCUUCAUUUAUAUUAAAAUAAACAUGAGGGACUUUGGAA